Molecule: messenger RNA, 2828 nt
Organism: Esox lucius (northern pike)
Lineage: Eukaryota; Metazoa; Chordata; Actinopteri; Esociformes; Esocidae
Gene: tab3
Product: TGF-beta activated kinase 1 (MAP3K7) binding protein 3
Exons: 7
Coding region: 270-2132 (620 amino acids)
Cellular component (GO): extracellular exosome
Molecular function (GO): ubiquitin binding
Source: RefSeq, a predicted model, not a curated record
GGUUGGAUUGGAUGACAUCUAUCGCGAUAGAGGAAAUUUCUGACGUUUUAUGGACGACGGCCUUGUCUUGGAAUGUACAUAAUCGCUUUAUCCAAAUAGAGUGAAAGAAAUAUUUGUUUGCCACUUUCGGAAAAUAUAUCAUCAGUGUGUUUUUUUUAUGAAACUGUACAAUGGCCAGUGACAGGAAUUAGUAAACUCAUGGGGAUGAGAGGAGCCACGGUGCAGCGGCGUUCAGGGCUGUGGGCUUAGUAACUCUCUGUGGGCUCAGGAUGGCGCAGGGAGGCCCUCAGCUAGACUAUCACAUUCUGCAGGACCUCAAGCAGCGCUUCCCCGAGAUCCCAGAGGGCGUGGUUUCACAGUACCUUCUGCAGAACAACAAUAAUCUGGAUAUAUGCUGCCACCUGCUGGCUCAGGAGAGUAACAGGUACCUGUAUGGGGAGUACCACAGCCCGGAGGAGGUCCGUUUGAGCCGGAACCACAUGCUGCACAUCCAGCUGGACUACCCUCCCCCCUCGGAGGGCAAGUCCAAUGGCGGGGGCCGGUCGCUGGUGCAUAGCUCCAGUGACGGUCAUAUUGAGCCCCAGCGGGCCGGCUUCUCCGAGCCCCUCUCGGCUCCGGCCAACAUUGCUCCGUUGCUGGGGUACAACCCCUUCUUUAUGAACGACCACGCGGGGCGCUCUGCCAGCACCCCCACUCCGCCUCCAAUGGCGGGAAUGUCUCCGACCUACGCCCCCGUCCCCCGCUACACGAUGAACCCCAUCACGGUCAGCCUCCCACAGAACCUGCCCACUGCCUUGCAAAUCCCCGCCAGUCACUACAGCAGCAGUGGUGGCAGCGCCCUCUACACCCGGCCCUCGCCCUCUCAGAGCCCUCAGCCCUCCCCCUGGCCGUCGUCCGGGCAACCUGGGUAUCAAGCCUCGCCCUAUAACACGCCCACCUACCAUUCUCCCUACAGCUCUCCCCAACACCACGUCCAGCCCCAACACCAGCCCCAACACCAGGUCCAGCCCCAACACCAGGUCCAGCCCCAACACCAGGUCCAGCCCCAACACCAGGUCCAGCCCCAACACCAGCCCCAGCAGACUCAUGUGUUUCUGCCCAUCAGCCCACCCACCCCAGCCAGCAUGCCCUACCAGUCACAGCAGAUCUAUCGGCCUUACCUGCCAAAGAGCACCCUGAAGAACCAGAUCGAGAUAACCCUGGAGGGCCUGCCGCCUCGCAGUAACUCCCCUGUCCACUGUCCCCAGGGCCAGUCGCUGUACCUGACCAGCAGCCCCUCCCCCAGCUCACCGCAGCGGGCCCUCAGUCUGAGCGGCGGGGGGCCCAACACCUUCCACCCCGGGGUCUAUAUGCACCCGGGCCCCGCGAGGCCAAGACCCGCCUCCUCGCCGCAGCCGGGCAGCCAGCCGGGCUACACCGUCAAGAUCAAAGUGUCCCCGGGUCAGGCCCUGCAGCAGAGGCCCCCCUCCGGCUCCCCUCCUGUGUCCUCUCCUCCUGAGUCUCUGCUCAACAUGGUGGAUCAGGGGGAGCAACAUGCACUGGCCCCGGCCCCCAUCCUGCCCAUCUCUGCCCUGCCCGCCAACAUCUCCUGCAACAUCACCAACCGCAUGCCGCGCCGGUCCAGCUCGGGUUCUGACGACUAUGCUUACACCCAAGCUCUCCUGCUGCACCAGAGGGCUCGUAUGGAACGUCUGAUGAAGGAGCUGCUCAUGGAGAGGCAGAAGCUGGAGCAGCUCAAGGCAGACGUCAACGACAAGGAGUACGACGCUCUGCAGCGACGCUUCAGACGGGUCAACAGUACCAGCCUCAUCCCCAAGCCUGAAGAGAUGACCCGAUUGCGGAGUCUGAACCGACAGCUUCAGAUUGAUAUCGACUGCACCCUGAAGGAGACAGAUUUACUGCAGUCUAGAGGGAGGUUUGAUCCAAAAGCCGAGAACAGCUUUUAUAAGGACAUUCAGCCCGGUCCAGGGAUUCCACCCAAGGUGGUACAGAAAGAGCCCAAGACCGUCUCUGCUGGUCCGCAGAGAGAUGAAGACUUCGAGGGAGCCCAGUGGAGCUGUGAAGAAUGCACCUUCCUCAACCACCCUGCACUGAACCGCUGUGAGCAAUGUGAGAUGCCGCGCUGCACCUGAGCCCGGCCCGGCCCACACAACCACGCCUCCUCCCGCUGGCUCCCCACCCACGUCUGUGUGACCCUCCUUUGUCAAUCGAUAUUACCCCUCCCACCUGCUGAGGAAGAGCCACUACCCCCCCACACCCCCCCCGCAACCAUCCCAUGCACUUUGACCCGUCUGGAUUACAGGAAGACAUUUUCACAGGAGGAUGGCGGGUGACUGUUCCCGUGGCAACCCGAGAGGGGAAGGGCUGGCUAUCGGGUAGUAGCGGGUGAGCCGACAGAACGACAAAUGAGGCACUGUUGUUUUUAGAGUAUGGAGGACGAGGCGGUAUGGCGUACCGAGUGAACAUUCCGUUGCAGAAUGACCGAGACUGCCCCGUUUACAGGACUGAUCACAUUCCCACUCCCACUGGCGGACAGUGCCACCGUCCUGACCGUUUAGCUGAGCUGCACUCUGACAGGGGGACAAUGGCUAAAAGAAAGAGUCCAAUGAACUAAUCCUGAAGUAGACUAUACACUGUAUUGGCUCUGUACCAAGAGCUCCUUCCUUCAUCCAGUGAAGAACACUAAAGAGACUUGCAAAUGAAUAUAUUCCUGGUACUUUUAUGUGUAUCAUUGCUCACACUGUAUUAUGUGUUAUGAAGAUGUAGAUUUUUCCCUGUUGCAAAUGCCUCAUGUUGCUGUACCUAAUAAAGGAGCUGAUUCUAUGUGA